Lagopus muta (rock ptarmigan) is the source of this 5738-nucleotide messenger RNA. RefSeq names its product Rap associating with DIL domain (gene RADIL). The coding region runs from base 145 to 3744 and encodes 1199 amino acids. Gene Ontology annotation, biological process: neural crest cell migration; signal transduction; substrate adhesion-dependent cell spreading. Lineage: Eukaryota; Metazoa; Chordata; Aves; Galliformes; Phasianidae. Gene Ontology annotation, molecular function: GTPase binding. Gene Ontology annotation, cellular component: microtubule. The transcript has 15 exons. The record is from RefSeq and is a predicted model, not a curated record.
CUCAGCUCCGCUCCGUUCCGCUCCGUUCCGCUCCGCCCCGGCCCCGCACGCAGCGCACCGCACCGCACCGCCGGGGCUGCGCCGGACAGAUGUGUGCUGGGACCAUGUGUGCUGGGGGAAUGCCCAUGCUGAGGAAGAGGACGGAUGGAAGGACGGCGAGCCCGUGAGAAGGAUGGCGAGCUGCCACCCGUGACGACGUCCCACGCGAUGUUCUAUGGGUCCUCCUCCACCAUGGCUCCACCAUCCAAGAGCCGGCUGAAGCGCCAGAGCCGCCUCUUCUCCCAGGUCCUGUACAGGACGCUGAGCUACAAGGACCGCAGCUCCACCUCCGCCUUCCCAGACGGGGAUGACCCAGCUGAGCUCUCCACUCAACUUUCGGCUCCCGGCAUCCUGAAGAUUUUUGGAGGCAACAUCUGUGUGGGCACCAACUACAAGAGCGUUCUGGCCACAGGCAGCUCGGGGGCACUGGAGCUGGUGAAGGAGGCUCUGGAGCGCUAUGGGCUGAGCCAGCUGAAUGCUGGGCAGUACGCACUGUGCGACGUCAUCGGGAGGUUCGAGGGACCCGAGAAGCGGUGGCAGACUGAGGGGCUGAGGGUUCUUGGGGACCAUGAGAAGCCGCUGCUCAUCCAGGACCUUUGGAAGCCCCGGGAGGGAUUCUCAAGGCGGCUGGAGCUGCGGCGGCGGGCGGAGGUGGAGGAGAUGGCAGCCAGGGAUGUGGAUACCACCACUGCAGGCAUCAACGCCCAAGCGAGGAAGCUGCAGCGGCACCGGGCGCGGGGGGCCAUGCGGGUGCUGGCGGGCGCUAAGCGGCUCGGCACCCCCCCGGCCCUGCGGCGCAGCCUCAGCGAGAGCAGCCUGGGCCGCCCCCGGGACGAGGAGCUCCGGCGGCACUGCCCCGCGCUGCGCGGCCCCGAGGAGCGGAGCGGGAGCAGCAUGCGGUAUUCCCUCUACCACUCCCCGCACCUCCUGCUCCUGCAGGGCUACAGCCAGCAGCAUGACAGCCUGGUGUACCUGCUGAACCGCGAGCAGCACACGGUGGGCCAGAGGACGCAGGCGAGCAAACCCAGCAUCAGCCUUUCGGCACCGGAUGUCUUACCCCUGCACUGCACCAUCAGGAGGCUGCGAGCAUCGUGGCACUGCUCGGAGGAGAAGUUGGUGCUGGAGCCCAUCGCCGGUGCCAGCGUCUCCGUUAACUUCUCCGCGGUGACCCGGACCGUUGUGCUGCGGCACGGGGACCUGCUGUCCCUCGGGCUCUAUUACCUGCUGCUCUACAAGGACCCCACGAAGGCACAACCGCUGCCGGCACAGACCCUGCUGAGGCUGCGGGCCCUGCACCCUGAUGGCCCCUCUGUAUGUGGGACGUGCGGCAGCCUGCUGAAAGAGCAGGGGGGGCUCGAUGCCAACCGACAGAGCCCUGAGCCCAGCGACGGUCCCAGGGCUCCCCGCAGGAGGCUGCAGCUGGAGUUUGAGCCAGAGGUCGAGGAUGUGCUGCUGCGGCGCAUCAUGACGCUGAUCGAGCCGGGGGGAGAUGACCACAAGCUGACGCCUGCCUUUCUGCUGUGCCUCUGCAUCCAGCACUCGGCCACCAGCUUCCAGCCUGGGGACUUCGGGCAGCUGCUGCUCAAAGCGGCCAAAAUGAUCCAGAGGAUGGUGUGGGAGCGCACACGGGAGCUGGCUGAGAAGCAAUCCCAGCACCAGGACCCUGCUGCCCUGUCGUGUUUCACCAUUGCGGACCUGCUGCCAGACCUGCAGCACAUCCUCUUCUGGAUGUCCAACGCCAUUGAGGUGCUCUACUUCGUCCAGCAGAAGUCCCCCACCUACAUCCAGAGCAUGGAGGAGGAGAUGGAUGUCAAAGGCUCCAAGGAGUCUCUGUUCUCCUCGACCAUCACAGCCAGCGAGGAGGCGAUGACGGUGCUGGAGGAGGUGAUCAUGUACACAUUCCAGCAGUGUGUCUAUUACAUCUCCAAGUGUCUGUACAUCUCGCUGCCAGCCCUGCUGGAGUGCAACCCCUUCCAGAAUGAGAGCCAUGAGGGCUGGCGGGCGGCCCCACCGCUGCCCGAGGAGCUGCGCCGCGUGGUGCUCAUCUACCAGGCAGCCCUGGACCUGCUCCGGCAGUAUGAGGUGCACCCUGAGAUCACCUCCCAGAUGUUUGCCUACCUCUUCUUCUUCUCCAACACGCUACUCUUCAACCAGCUCCUGGAUAAGGGCUCCUCUCUUGGCUGCUUCCAUUGGUCGCAGGGCGUGAAGCUGCGAGCCAGCAUGCGGCUGCUGCUGGAGUGGCUGCGUGGAGCCGGCUUUGAGCAGCUCUCCCAGCAGUUCUUUGCUAAACUCACCAGCGUGGCCAACCUGGUGGCCAUGCCCGGCUCCCAGCUGCUGCAGAUGACGUGGCCAACCCUGAGAGCUGAGUUCCCAGCGCUGAGCCCUGCGCAGCUGCAUCGGGUGCUGAGCCAGUGCCAGGUGGCCAUGGAGGUGGGCAAUGUGGCAGCAUGGCAGCCCUGGGGUGAGGAGAGCACGGCCGCCUUCCAGCCUGGUGAGCCCCCUGCCUUGCAUGCUGCUGUCACCCAAAAGCUUUUAUGGAUCAACCAAACGGGCAGCGCCCUUCAAACUGCAAGGGUCUUGUGGGUAACUGCGGUCAUCAGGGGUAACCGUAGUUGUAUGGCACUGGGAUGUGAAGGAUGCAAGUGUGCUCAGUGCCCUGCGUACCCAAGUGAUGCUGCUUGGAGGCACAGUGGGGCUGUGGGGCAGGAUCUGCCUGCCCUGCCAUCUCCCUUUCUCUGCCCUGCAGACGCAGUGCUGGAGUCUUUUGACAACCACCCUCCCAUCGUCCUGCCCAGCGCGGGCUUCAAGGUGGACCUGGAGGUGGAGACGUUGGAUGACAACAUCUACCGGCACCUCCUCUAUGUCCGCCACUUCCUCUGGAGCCUGCAGAGCAAGAGCCCCCAGGGCAGCGAGGGGCCAUGCUCAGCCCCUCCAAAGAGCGAGCCACCAAUCGUGCCAGAAGUGCUGGAAGUGACUCCAAGCCUGGUUAUGACCCCAGGGAGCACUGUUCCCCCAUCGGGCCGCUGCACCCCUGGGGGCUGCCCCAACCUGGAGGCGGAUGAGCCCCCCCCGCUCACCUCCACCACCAAUGGGUGCCCCUGCCAGCACACCGCUGGCGAGCAGCAGCUCCAGGAGAAGCUCCAGCAGCUGCAGCUGGGCAGAGGCCCGGCCCCCCCGGCCCCCUCCUGCCUGCUUACACCCCCCACCACACCCCUGAACUUCGACUCUGCCUGCCCCGAGUCCCCACAGGGCACAACCAAGGGGCUGCAGGACCCGCGGAGGAACGGGAUGAGCAGCACCAAAGGCGGCAGCCCUGAAGGCUGCUCGCCGACCCCCUACGACUUCCCCACGCCGGAGUCCUCCAGCCGCAGCUCGGCCACCGACGACUUCUGCUACGUCUUCGUGGUGGAGCUGGAGAGGGGAGCGCUGGGGCUGGGGAUGGGGCUGAUCGACGGCCUGCACACACCGCUGGGCUCCCCGGGCAUUUACAUCCGCACGCUGAUUGAGGGCAGCCCCGCGGCGGCUGAUGGCAGGCUGGCCAUCGGGGACCGCAUCCUGGCCGUCAAUGGCACCAGUCUCAUCGGGGCCGAUUACCAAAGUGCUGUGGACCUCAUCUGCUCUGGAGGGAAGAAGCUGAGGUUUCUGGUUGCCAAAUCAGACAUGGAAAUAGCCAAAAAAAUCAUCUCCAGCUCUGCAUCCUCUUAACUCUCGCACGAGGUAUCAGGGUCUGUCAGCAGGUGCAGCUCUGGUUAGGGUCGAGCUGAUGGAGCCCAGGGUGCACAAGGGAGGGCCAGGACUGCACAGCUGCCCUCAAUUUGCUUCCCAGCACCUUGCCCUGCACUGCAGCAGAUGGAAGGACACACCGGGGUGCUGCACGCUUCUCUCCAGCAGCAUAGAGCUCCUCGUACCUCCCCAGCUGAUGGCCCCGCAUGGCCCUCCUUGCUCAGUCACGAGCGUUCAGGAUGCCGUUCCAGUUCUCCUGUUACACUUUCACAUUUGCAGGUCAGGUUCAAGACAGCACUGGGAUAUCAAGGUUGCAGAGCCAGGCCCUGACAGCAGCAGAGUGGGCUGGAAAAGACGCAGGUGCAGGAGCCCACCUCUGUGAUGGUAAACACAGCACAAGCACCCAGAGCAGGAUCCCAAGCAGGACGCCUUGCCGGGAGCUCCGGUGCCAUACCUGACAUCAGGUGCCUUUCUGCUGCUGGGUUCCAAUCUCACUGCCCCCAGCCGUGCUGCAGGAGGGGAUGCAGCUUCAGCCAAGGGCUGACACCACCAGCAGUUCCCUGAGACAGCCUGAGCCCUGAAGAAUAGAGCUCUCAUCCUUGCACUGGCACUACAGCCCUGGCAGAUCCCCAGCCCGGCCCCCAGAGCUGGCCCAGCGGAGUGGGGCAUUCACUUUCCCCAUGCAGGAGGUGUUGGCACCGUGUCCUGUCCACUCCCUCCUCUUCAGGGCCAUUGCAAGGCUGCCCUGUAUCCCGCCCAGCUCAGAGCAUCUCAGAAGUGCUGCUGCUGCUGGGCUACCAGGUGACGGGAUGCAGCACAGGCUGGAAGAAAGUCAGGCUUCAGAGUCCCAGCAGCAGUUCUUUGACCCGCAGCCUGCAGCACGGUGUGGCAGGGCUGCACUGGCAGCUCCACCAGGCGACUGCUUGGUCCCUGCAUGCACAGCUUCUAAGUCUUCUGCGUGCUUUUAGCAACAUUAAAGGGAUAAACCCGACCUGAUUUCCGCAUAUAGAGAUAUUGAGAUCUUGUUUAGCUGAACCCUAUUAAAACAGUCUGCCAUGAAGCCCUGCAUCAAGCCCUGAACUUACAGCAGCAUGGUCUAAGCUCCGGCAGCAAAUCAGAUAUUACCAUUGCAUCUCACAACAACAGCUCUCCGAGGAUUGCGAUGCUAAAAAGGGGAUGCUUAACAGGGUUGGCCUUAAUUAAACCUCAGAUAUUUCACUGCUACAGUUUGCUUUCUGGGCUCAGUCUUGCAGUUGGCAGGAGAGAGAUGUCAGAAUAAUCUGUGCAGGAGAAACACUUCACACACCAGAUUUGAGUGCAGCCUGGCCUGACUUCCCUAAGGCAAGACGGACAAAGAACCUUUACUGAGACAGUGCCUUGCUUUUCUGCUGGGCCAUGCUCAUACCAACCAGCCUCCAGCAGGGACUGGAAGCAGUGUGUCACUCAGCCACUGACUCAGCUCUACUGGGUGAGCAGAGGCUCAGGGCUCCUGGUGACGCUGGUGAUUCACUUGACUUUGACUCAGGAGGUGAGCUGGUUCCUGAGCUCUGUAGAGCAGGAAAGGGGCUGCUCAGAGCCCCUGGUAAAAUUGCAUGCACUCCUUCCUUCUCUCUCUGCCCAAGAACCAGGGCUUCGUGGUGGCCUGGUGUACACUAGCCUGAACUGGAGCUGCACUCUGGCCAAUUCAGUCAUACCAGAGCAAAAUCCUUUGCUCUCUCUGGGGCCUGACUCCCUAAGCACACCUGGAGGCACUGUACGGCCCCAGAGCUUUAUGUUACAGUGCAGUGAGGUAUUGAAACAAAUUGUAAACAAACCCUAGUAUUUACUGGUUUGCAUGAGGGCUUGCUUUUCCUGGGAGGAGUGGGAUGUAUUUACUUUUCUGUUUGUUAAUACUGUACAGCUCAGAUAUGUAUAAUAAACUUCUUGUGCAGAUAAAGAGCACAGCAUGGCACCUGCUUGACAGGGGGCAGAUGAGA